Messenger RNA from Pipra filicauda (Wire-tailed manakin), 654 nucleotides. RefSeq names its product chromosome unknown C1orf158 homolog (gene CFAP107). Lineage: Eukaryota; Metazoa; Chordata; Aves; Passeriformes; Pipridae. The record is from RefSeq and is a predicted model, not a curated record.
AUGAAGAGAAACUGUGUGUUAGCAGGAUGGUUCCAACAGCCAGGGAGGGUCGUGCUGGUGAGGCAAAGAAAUAUGUUUGCAUCACAAAAAGGUGGAUGGGAUUGGUGGAAAAUUGAACCCAAACACUCUACUACAGUUCUCUUUGGAAACUGGCUGGAGAAGAGGACAAGAGGAAGAUUGGGAAAGAAAGAGGGGAAGAUCAGGAAGAGCCUGCCACUGCAGCAUUUCUUCACCCAUCACAAGGAACAAAGAAGCCAAAAUUUAGUAUUGGAGUGUGACAAUAACUGCAAUAAACAUGGUUAACCUGUGCUGCCUCCCCUCCAGAGCUGAAGUGGAUGCAGGUUGGCCUGGAUUCCUCAGAAGUCAGAUUUCCCCAUUCUCAAACCACCCACCAGCUCUGGGCUUCCUGAGCACCUGAUGGGGAACUGCACAAGAAAGAAGCUGUGAAAGCCCAACAAUUCCUGUGAAAGCCCAACAGUUUCUGCUUUUGCUCCCUGUCAGCUGAGACAACCAGCUAAAAACUCAUGCUCUCCCUUCCAGCCAGGGACAUCUUCCCCAAAAUGUUGUAGAAUCCUGGACUGUAAAGGGGGUCAAUAUCUGUAAGGCUUUGGCCAACUGCUGAGAGACAGAACAGCCAGGGACAACGCUGUGUAA